GGGAAGUGAUCAUCGCUAGACCGUACAGCCUUCGAACGUCGCAGAUACAAGCUGCGUCGUUAGGUAGUGGCCUGUAUCUUACUCUCAUCCUCCACUGUCCCUUUGUGGCCCUAGACAUGCUCUUUGCACCUUUUUCUCGAGGCUACUCAGUGGUAGUCUUCAUUUACAUCUUCAUUUACUUCAUCUCCGCCUCCAGGGCACUCACCAACGUCACUGUCGAUGAUCAGGGCGCAGACCCCACGUCAACGUAUGGCAUGUCAUACACAUUCGGCUGGAGCACUGGGCAGACGUGCUCGGGCUGUCAGGCCCAGCCAAAUCCUGCGAAAGCUCACAACGGCACCUGGCACGACACGACGUAUGAUCCAUCAAUAGAGGGUCGGAACACGCCGCAAAACGCGACGUUCGACUUCACUGGAUCCGCCAUAUAUGUCUACGGCAUUCUCUCGCACUCAAAGACGUCUCCUAUCAGCAGUGCCGACAUCUCGUUCUUCAUCGACAGAGUCAAAAAGGGAAACUUCACAUUCACACCAACCAGCUCCAAAAGCGCAUAUACAUAUAGUCAACUGCUCUUCGCUGCCGAGGGUCUCGAUGAAGCAUCACAUGCAUUUAUGCUGCAAAACGGGCGUAUAGGUGGACCAAUCAGCCUGGUAUUGCUGGAUUAUUUGGUAUAUUCCAAGUGA
Molecule: messenger RNA, 680 nt
Organism: Phanerochaete carnosa HHB-10118-sp
Lineage: Eukaryota; Fungi; Basidiomycota; Agaricomycetes; Polyporales; Phanerochaetaceae
Exons: 3
Coding region: 117-680 (187 amino acids)
Source: RefSeq, a predicted model, not a curated record